CGGAGUCGAACGGAAAUAGUCCGCGCGAUGAAUCUACCUCGAGCGAGCCGACAAGUGAGCCCAGGGACGAAAGGGGGAAAAACAAGAGGAGAAAGACGGCAGGUGGGCGCUAUUGCGCCACAUUCGAUCGUAGGUGUGUGCUCCUCUUCAACUUCUCGGCGACGAACGUGUAUCGUGUCGAACGCGCACGUGGUGCCCGGCUAAACUAUGUGUUCAUCCUGCGAAUAUCACGCGGCGCGUAAUGACAUAUGUGUCAGCGCGUCAGCGUAAUUACAGUAGCGACAUUGUCAUCGGCAAGUCGCGGAACGAGCAAGCGGGAAAGAAAGAAAGACAGACGAACACCGUACGCUCGUUUGCCGCCUUGCGCACAGCGCACGUUCCAUGGACGCCUGCUGCCGCCGCCGCCGCCGCCACUGCUGCUGUCGUGGCGGCGGCGUUUCCUGCCUGUCCAUGGCGCACUGGGGACCCGGCGUUAGUAUCCACGUCGUAGCUGGUUGGGACACACCGGGAGUGAAGAGAGAUCGGGAUCCGACCGUGGGGUUCUCGAUAGCUCGUGAGCCUCGAACAAAAUCACAUUGCCAGGAUGCCUCGGGUAAGGAGACAAGUGGUUCUGGAAGAUCCAACUGGGCCUGUUACGCCGGAUAUGACAGAAACAAAGUUGUUAAAAUCCGAGUUCCUGGACGAUGGAUCCUUGGACGAGGUCCAGAAGUCGGUGGAGGAGACACCGAGUCCUCAUUUACAGGAUCACCAAUAUGGACAGACACCUUCCUAUCAAGUGACCAGGAAACCCCCGCAACCACCUCCGCGAGCUGAGAUAUCAAUUCAGGCGGUAAAAAGAAGACUGAAUCUGGAAGUAACAACGACCGGUCCCAGCCAGCCAGCGUUCAAGGCUCCCAGAGGCAAACGCAGAAGAUCCGGCUCGAAUUCUCUGGCCGGUCACACGCCUACCAAAAGUAAAACUGUAGAGAGGACACGGUACGACACGUCGUUGAGCUUGCUCACGAAGAAGUUCAUCCACUUGGUCGAGAGCAGUCAGGACGGGGUGGUGGACUUGAAUGUGGCGUCUGAGAAGCUGGAGGUACAAAAGCGUCGUAUAUACGACAUUACUAAUGUCUUAGAGGGCAUCGGUAUCUUAGAGAAGAAAAGUAAAAACAAUAUCCAGUGGAAAGGCGGUCAGUUACCGAACGAACGGAACGACAUCGCCGAUCUCAGGAGGGAGGUCGCGGACCUGGAAGCGAAGGAGAACACUUUGGAUCGAUUAAUCCACGGUGCAAAUAAGAAUCUUCGCGAACUCUGCACUGACAGGAAAUACGCUUAUGUAACGUAUCACGAUUUACGUUCAGUCCCAAUGUACAAAGAGCAAGCUAUUAUGGCUGUGAAAGCACCGCCGGAAGCGACCCUCCACGUUCCGCAACCCACGAAUAAUCUUGGCCAACAAAAGCUUCAGAUGCACAUGAGGUCGUCCCACGGGGAGAUAGAGGUGUUUCUGUGUCCUGACGACCCCGGAGUCAAAACGUCACCCUAUUCCGGAUACGCGACAACGCAGUCCGUGGUGCCUCAAUCAAAAGAAUCCGACACACCCACUUCUUUGCCCCCUGAACUGUUGAUUAAUAGAGAUGGCGACGUGCGAGUCGAGCCAGUACCUUCCGACGAAAGUUCUCUGAACGCUCGCUUGUGCACCCCCAUCAUAUCUUCAGUUAACAGUUUAUCGAGUAUGAAGGACGCGUUCCUCUGCGAAUCCGACGAUUAUGGACCAAUGGGCGGCGGCAAGUUCCAACUUCAAACGGAGGACCAAAUCGGCACUUCAGAUCUGGAUUUAUUCGAUUUCGGAGAACAGUUGCUGGCUUUGGAACCGCCGCUUUCCGAGAACGACUACUCGUUUUCAUUAGGCAUUGAGGAGGGUAUCGCGGAUUUGUUCGAUUUUAAACUCUAGGAAUAUCACAUCGUCGUCGCCAUUAGCAACGUAAGAGAGCAUUCUCGUCUCUUUGGACCGUCACUCUGAGUUCGCCUCCCUGAUGCUCGAACGGACGGAGAAGCCGUUUCGUCAGAUUUUUAAUGCGUCUUCACGUCACACACGAUAGGACAACAGAGUUGAUCAUUUCGUUGCGUGCGUCGAUCUUUCCUCGAUGAAUCGCGCGAUGUGUGAUGUCGCUCUUAUUUAUUUUACCGUUUCUCUCCGAGCGGUUUAUAUUCUCGCGUUUUAUGUACGGUUAACGUUGAUGGAAGAACGACAAAGUGAAGUGACUCAGUGAGGGAAAUGCGCGACGAAAUUUCGUAUAUUUUCGAUUUCUACGGUCGAUUGUAAAUAGAAAUAAACUAAUGAAUAAGCGAGAUAGUUUAUUUCCGUUUGUAAAUGAUUUUACCGAUUGGUCCGAAUUAUUAUAGAUCUCGUGUUUACGAGAGAGAAUGAACUGUGUGCUGAGGUAUUUUAACGCGCUCUUAUAUUUACGUUCUUUUAUUGCACGUGCGUAUAUGUCUCGGGAUGUCUCGCGAUAUCAUUUCAUUACGGCUUGUUGCGGGGAUCGCAAGCUCUCCAGAUAUGGAUAAACCGAAUCGCGAGGCACAGGAAAAACAUAUCACGGAAUUAUUGGCACGUGUUUCCGGUUUGAUACGGUCUCGGUGUCGAUUACGUUUGUGUAAAAUGAGUGGCGAAGACUCCGGAGGGAAAGAGAGACAGAAGGAGCGAAGGCGCUUUAUCCGUGCAAUCUUUAAUACUAGAAAUUCUACUAAGUGAUAGAGGAGCGUAUAUUCGCGCCGGGAACAUAGAAAGAGAGACGAUGAGAGAGAGAGAGAGAGAGAGAGAGAAUAUGUGUGCGCGUGUAUGUGCGUGCGUGCGUGGUUGUAUGUAUGUGAGGGAGAGAGAGAGAAGGAGAGAAUGUAAAAGACAGGAGAGACUGCGUCAGACAACGACCAAAUUGUUUUUCGCUAAUCGUGAAACGAGAACGAGGCAGUCGAGAAUCGUCAUUAAGGCUCGACUCCCUUCGCUAGCCAUGUUGGUUUUGUAACAUCAUAGGCGGGAAAUGACGUGCAAUAAGUUUCUUGAAAGAAACUUUCUGUAUGUCAUUUCUCGCUUCUGACGUCAUAAAACAAUAUGACCGUCCGAGGGGUAACCGAGCCUUAAGAGAGAAAGAGAGAAAAGUUCUCUCUGAACUGAAAUUUCGACGGCAAGAUUAGCUUCCUUUCCGAUCUUUCGACGUCGCGAACACGGAGACGAACUCAAAAUGUGCAAGGAGCGGAAACCACACGGACGAAUGCGAUUUUGGAUUAUAUGUCGUGACGCAACGCGCCAUUCGGUAAUCGCGCUCGGCGUCCAGACGAUCAUCAUCCAAAAUCCAUCUAUUCGGUACGCAGUACUACUUUGAACCUGAUCGCGGGGGGUUUUCACAGAGAGACGUUCUUUUCUAGUGGACACUUGAAUUCUGUCGCGCGCGCCGCGCCGGAGAUGUUUCACCGAAUGAGACUCGCGCGCGAAGUUGCCUCCUUUCGUUCCUCGAGAGCUCAAGGAUACACUGGGGAAAUUAUCUCGUCUGGAAGUCCCUUAAGGAUGUACCCUAACGUACAACUUUAGUGUACGUCCAAAGCCAUAGUGCCUACAAAAUAAUGAUCAUACCCUUCUGCAAUUGUAAAUACUUUACAAGCGUAAUUAUACAAAUAUAAGCACACGCACACAACACACACACACACGCAACAGACAGGCAUACACACAUACACGUAC
Messenger RNA from Dinoponera quadriceps, 3715 nucleotides. Its product is annotated as transcription factor E2F3-like. Gene Ontology annotation, molecular function: protein dimerization activity; RNA polymerase II cis-regulatory region sequence-specific DNA binding; DNA-binding transcription factor activity, RNA polymerase II-specific. The record is from RefSeq and is a predicted model, not a curated record. NCBI's taxonomy places the organism in Eukaryota, Metazoa, Arthropoda, Insecta, Hymenoptera, Formicidae. Gene Ontology annotation, biological process: regulation of transcription by RNA polymerase II. The transcript is spliced from 8 exons. Gene Ontology annotation, cellular component: RNA polymerase II transcription regulator complex. Bases 584 to 1933 code for a protein of 449 amino acids.